Lolium rigidum is the source of this 1071-nucleotide messenger RNA. Its product is annotated as auxin-responsive protein IAA27-like. The record is from RefSeq and is a predicted model, not a curated record. The coding region runs from base 1 to 1071 and encodes 356 amino acids. Gene Ontology annotation, biological process: regulation of DNA-templated transcription. Lineage: Eukaryota; Viridiplantae; Streptophyta; Magnoliopsida; Poales; Poaceae. Gene Ontology annotation, molecular function: protein binding. The transcript has 6 exons. Gene Ontology annotation, cellular component: nucleus.
AUGAAUCUAAUAUCGUUUGAGACGCCUCCUCCCCUUGGUAGGCAAGAGAGCACCGCUGCUACUGCAGCCACCUUCAAGCUGGCAAAGGAAGCGAGCACUAGCGGCACAUGCUUCCACGGCAGCCAUCUAGACCUUAGCCUCGGCAUCUCCUUGUCUCCGGGCGGUGGAUGUGGUUGCGGUGGCGCCUCCAUGGCGAGCUACAAUGGUCGUCGAGGUGUUGGCGAUGUUGGUCGCGUGCAAAGCAGUGGCAUGAUGGCUAGUACCGCCAUUGCGAACACGCUUAGCGCAGGGCAUGGUGGUAAUCUUCAUGGCAUUGUGAGUAGCACCAGCAGCAGCUGGACGGCGGCAUUCAUGCCGAGCCCGACCGGCUUCAUGCACCCCUGGAGCCUAGCCGCCCGGCAGCAGAAGGCAGCCGCCGAGCAGGACCGGAGCCUUAUGCCAGCGGCCACAACUUAUGUGACAAGCGAUGCUAGUGUCAUCUCACUGCCAUCGGCGGCCGUGGGCUGGCCGCCGGUGCACACCAACCGGCGCCACAUCGUCACGGCCACGAACACACCUAAACCUGACGCCGACAUGAUGCAGCCUGACGGACCGAAGGACGCAAAGAUGGCCGCCACCACCGCGGAUGAUGAAGAUGUGAAGGGGGCGCCGAGGAGCUCUAUGGUCACCGUCGAACCGCCGCGACAGUCGGCCAACAUGUUCGCCAAGGUGCACAUGGACGGCUGCCUCAUCGCCCGGAAGAUCAACCUGAGAGCCCACCGCAGCUACGACUCCCUCUCUCGGGCGCUCACCAAGAUGACAAGAAACUUCUUCUGCCCCGCAGAUUAUCCUUGCUCAGAUUCAGGGAAACAAGAAUGUGCAAAUAGUGACGAUUUCAUAUUUCUGUAUGAAGAUUUUGAAGGAGACCGAAUGCUUCUUGGAGAUGUCCCAUGGGAGUUGUUUCUUGCGUCGGCUAAAAAGUUAUACAUUGCCCGUCAUCCAACAUCAGGAGAUACCAAAGGUCAUGACAAAGCAACUAAACUUGAUAAUCUUUAUGAUGGUUAUUAUGUGCAUAUAGUUUUGGGACCUUAG